Platichthys flesus (European flounder) is the source of this 8572-nucleotide messenger RNA. RefSeq names its product spectrin beta chain, non-erythrocytic 1-like. Gene Ontology annotation, biological process: actin cytoskeleton organization; protein localization to plasma membrane. Gene Ontology annotation, molecular function: phospholipid binding; structural constituent of cytoskeleton; actin filament binding. Gene Ontology annotation, cellular component: cortical actin cytoskeleton; cell projection; spectrin. Bases 485 to 7453 code for a protein of 2322 amino acids. Lineage: Eukaryota; Metazoa; Chordata; Actinopteri; Pleuronectiformes; Pleuronectidae. The transcript is spliced from 35 exons. The record is from RefSeq and is a predicted model, not a curated record.
CCGUCAGCAGCAACAAAAACGAGCAGCAGAAGAAGAAUGAGCGGCUGAAGCUGCUGAUGCUGGGCAGGGCUGGAAACACACACCAGACACACACACAUCAGACACACACCUCAGACACACACCAGACACACACACCUCAGACACACACCUCAGACACACUCGCUGCGCUCGGCGUCACUCUGACCUCUGGACUCUUUCCUCUCACCUCCUGAAACACACGGACGUGUUCUCUGUGAAUCUUUUUGGAUUUCCAGAUUCUUUUCAGCUGUUUUUGUUUAUUUCAAAUCAGCUGAACUUUUUUAUUUUAAGAGGAAAGUUUGAACUUUAUGAAGAAUUGUCUUCGUUUCCAUGAGACUGAAACUCUUUGAUCUGAUCUGAGGACGUCUCCUUGUCAGUUGGAUUAAUCUUUAUCUGGAGUUUUGUCUCUACACAUAGAAACACACACACAGACACACAAACGCUGGUUGUGGAUAUUUGGGGGGGGAUGGAGGAGGAGUGGGCGUCGUUGGAGUCGGCUCAGCAGCAGCUCAACUACAAUCUGCUGGAGGGACGAUUCAAACAGCUGCAAGAUGAGCGGGAGGCGGUGCAGAAGAAGACCUUCACUAAAUGGGUGAACUCUCACUUGUCCAGAGUCUCGUGCAGAAUCACUGAUCUUUACAUGGAUCUGAGAGACGGGCGAAUGCUCAUCAAACUACUGGAGGUUCUGUCCGGAGAGAGACUGCCGAAGCCGACCAAAGGCCGGAUGCGUAUCCACUGUCUGGAGAACGUGGACAAAGCGCUUCAGUUCCUGAAGGAGCAGCGGGUUCACCUGGAGAACAUGGGGUGUCACGACAUCGUGGACGGAAACCACCGCCUGACGCUCGGCCUCAUCUGGACAAUCAUCCUGCGCUUCCAGAUCCAGGACAUCCGGGUGGAGACUGAAGACAACAAAGAGAAGAGAUCAGCUAAAGACGCUCUGCUGCUGUGGUGUCAGAUGAAGACGGCAGGGUAUCCCAACGUGAACAUUCACAACUUCAGCACCAGCUGGAGAGACGGGAUGGCCUUCAACGCUCUGAUCCACAAACACAGGCCUGAUCUGAUCGACUUUGACAAACUGAAAAAGUCCAACGCUCACCACAACCUGCAGAACGCCUUCAACCUGGCAGAGCAGCACCUGGGCCUCACCAGCCUGCUGGACCCCGAGGACAUCAGCGUGGACCACCCUGAUGAGAAGUCGGUCAUCACCUACGUGGUGACGUACUAUCACUACUUCUCUAAGAUGAAGGCUCUGAAGGUCGAGGGCAAACGCAUCGGGAAGGUUCUGGACAACGCCAUCGAAACGGAGAAGAUGGUCGAGAAGUACGAGUCUCUGGCGUCGGACCUGCUGGAGUGGAUCGAGCAGACCAUCAUCAUCCUCAACAACAGGAAGUUCGCCAACUCGCUGGUCGGAGUGCAGCAGCAGCUCCAGGCCUUCAACACCUACCGCACCGUGGAGAAACCUCCGAAGUUCACAGAGAAGGGAAACCUGGAGGUUCUUCUCUUCACCAUCCAGAGUAAGAUGAGAGCCAACAACCAGAAGGUCUACAUGCCCCGAGAGGGAAAACUCAUCUCUGACAUCAACAAGGCCUGGGAGCGGCUGGAGAAGGCCGAGCACGAGAGGGAGCUGGCUCUGAGGACGGAGCUGAUUCGUCAGGAGAAACUGGAACAACUGGCCCGACGCUUCGACCGCAAGGCGGCCAUGAGGGAGACCUGGCUCAGUGAGAACCAGAGGCUGGUGUCACAGGACAACUUUGGAUUCGACCUCCAGGCUGUGGAGGCGGCCACCAAGAAGCAUGAGGCCAUUGAGACGGACAUCUCCGCAUACGAGGAGCGUGUCCAGGCUGUGGUGGCCGUGGCGAGGGAGCUGGAGGCGGAGCACUACCACGACAUCAAACGCAUCACCGCCAGGAAGGACAACGUGAUCCGGCUGUGGGAGUAUCUGCUGGAGCUGCUGAAGGCCCGCAGACUGCGGCUGGAGAUGAACCUGGGUCUGCAGAGAGUCUUCCAGGAGAUGCUGUACAUCAUGGACUGGAUGGAUGAAAUGAAGAUGCUGCUGCUGUCCCAGGAUUAUGGGAAGCAUCUGCUGGGUGUGGAGGACUUGCUGCAGAAACACUCCCUGGUGGAGGCCGACAUCGGGAUCCAGGCCGACCGGGUGAAGGCGGUCACCACGAACGCCAACAAGCACUCCGGCAGCGACAGUGGCUACAGACCCUGCGACCCUCAGGUCAUCCAGGACCGAGUGUCCCACCUGGAGUUCAGCUACCAGGAGCUGAUCCAGCUGGCUGCCGAGCGCCGGGCCCGCCUGGAGGAGUCCCGUCGCCUCUGGAAGUUCUACUGGGACAUGGCUGAGGAGGAGGGCUGGAUCCGUGAGAAGGAGCAGAUCCUUUCUUCUCUGGAACAUGGCAAGGACCAGACGGGGGCGCUGCGCCUCCUCAGCCAGCAGCGGGCUCUGGAGGAUGAGAUGACCGGCCGCGCUGGACAUCUCCACCACACCAUAGCUGAGGGCCAAGCCAUGGUGCAGGCCGGUCACUUUGGUGCCACCAGGAUUCAGGAGCGUAUUGCUGACCUGCAGGCUCAGUGGACGGCACUGGAGCAGCUGGCAGCCGCGAGGAAGACCAGGCUGGAGGAGGCUCUGGCCCUGCACCAGUUCCAGACGGACGCAGAUGAUGUUGAUGCCUGGACGUUAGAUGCCUUGCGCAUUGUCUCCAGUGGAGAGACGGGCCAUGAUGAGUUCUCCACCCAGGCCCUGGUCAGGAAACACAAGGAUGCAGCAGCAGAGGUAGUUAGCUACCGGCCAGUCAUCGACCUACUUCACGAGCAGGCUACCUCCCUGCCCAAAGAGGAGGCGGAGUCAGAGGAGGUGCGUGGUCGUCUGGCUGGCAUUGAGGAGCGCUAUAAGGAGGUGGCUGAGCUGACUAAGCUGAGGAAACAGGUGCUGCAGGAUGCUCUGGCGCUCUACAAGAUGUUCAGUGAAGCCGACGCAUGUGAGGUGUGGAUCGAUGAGAAGGAGCAGUGGCUGAACAGCUUGGAGAUCCCUGAAAAACUGGAAGACCUUGAGGUUGUACAGCACAGGUUUGAGAGUCUAGAGCCAGAGAUGAACAACCAGGCGUCUCGGGUCGCUGUGGUGAACCAGAUCGCCCGGCAGCUGAUGCACAAUGGUCACCCGAGUGAAAAGGACAUCAAGACCCAGCAGGACAAACUGAACAACAGGUGGAGUCAGUUCCGUGACCUGGUGGACCAGAAGAAGGAGUCCCUGAACUCUGCUCUGGGUGUGCAGAACUACCACCUCGACUGCAACGAGACCAAGUCCUGGAUCAAAGAGAAGACCAAGGUCAUCGAGUCCACCCAGGAGCUGGGCAACGAUCUCACUGGUGUCAUGGCCCUGCAGCGUAAGCUGACCGGGAUGGAGCGGGACCUGGCGGCCAUUGAGGACAAACUGGGUGACCUGCGCGGUGAGGCCCAGCGGCUGGCAGAGGAGCACCCCGACCAGGCCAAGGCCAUCACAGGCCGUCUGGCUGAGAUCAAUGCUGUCUGGGAGGAAAUGAAGAACACACUGAAGAACCGUGAGGGGUCUUUGGGUGAGGCCCGGAAGCUGCAACAGUUCUUGCGUGAGCUGGACGACUUCCAGUCGUGGCUCUCCCGCACUCAGACCGCCAUCGCCUCCGAGGACAUGCCCAACACGCUGGCCGAGGCAGAGAAGCUGAUGGCUCAGCAUGAAGGCAUCAAGAACGAGAUCCAGAACUAUGAGGAGGACUACCAGAAGAUGCGGGACAUGGGGGAGAUGGUGACUCAGGGCCAGACAGACGCUCAGUACAUGUUCCUGCGACAGAGGCUGCAGGCGCUCGACACCGGCUGGAACGAGCUUCACAAAAUGUGGGAGAACCGACAGAACCUGCUGACCCAGUCACAUGCUUACCAGCUGUUCCUCAGGGACACGAAGCAGGCCGAGGCCUUCCUCAACAACCAGGAGUACGUCCUGGCUCACACUGAGAUGCCCUCUACUCUGGAAGGAGCCGAGGCCGCCAUCAGGAAGCAGGAGGACUUCAUGACCACCAUGGACGCCAACGAAGACAAGAUCAACGGUGUGGUGGAGGCCGGCCGGCGCCUGGCGAGCGACGGGAACAUCGACGCAGAACGUAUCCAGGAGAGAGUCGCCUCCAUUGAUGAAAGGCAUAAGAAGAACAGGGAGGCUGCUGUGGAGCUGCUGAUGAGGCUGAAGGACAACAGAGACCUGCAGAAGCUCCUUCAGGACUGUCAGGAGCUGUCCCUGUGGAUCAACGAGAAGAUGCUCACGGCGCAGGACAUGACGUACGACGAGGCCAGGAACCUUCACAGCAAGUGGCUGAAGCACCAGGCCUUCAUGGCCGAGCUGCAGUCCAACAAGGAGUGGCUGGACAAGAUCCAGAAGGAGGGCAUGAUGCUGGUGUCAGAGAAGCCGGAGACGGAGGCGGUGGUGAAGGAGAAGCUGUCAGCGCUCCACGCCAUGUGGGAGGAGCUAGAGUCCACCACGCAGACAAAGGCUCAGUGCCUGUUCGAUGCCAACAAGGCCGAGCUGUUCACUCAGAGCUGCACCGACCUGGACAAGUGGCUCGUGGGUCUCGAGGGUCAGAUCCAGUCUGACGACUACGGCAAAGAUCUGACCUCCGUCAACAUCCUGCUCAAGAAGCAGCAGAUACUGGAGAACCAGGUGGAGGUGCGUCAGAAGGAGGUGGUGGAGCUGCAGAGCCAGGUGAAGGCUCUGGGUCAGGAGGUGAAGGAUGCUGAUGAGGUGGACGGGCGGAGGCAGCUGGUGGAGAGUAAGUUCCAGGAGCUGCUGGAGCCGCUGAGACGCCGCAGGGACAUCCUGGUGGAAUCCAGAGAAGUUCACCAGUUCAACCGAGAUGUCGAGGAUGAGAUCCUGUGGGUUCAGGAGCGGAUGCCUGUCGCCACGUCCACCGACCACGGACACAACCUGCAGACCGUCCAGCUGCUCAUCAAGAAGAACCAGACUCUGCAGAAGGAGAUCCAGGGACAUCAGCCUCGAAUCGAUGACAUCCUGGAGCGCAGUCAGAGCCUCCUGCGCGACGAGUCCUCCAACACCGACCUGAUCCGCCGGCGCCUGGCCGAGCUGCAGGAGCUGUGGAGGAGGCACAAGCAGGAGGCGGAGUCCCGACACGGCCGGCUGGAGGAGGCGCACGAGGCCCAGCAGUACUACUUUGACGCUGCGGAGGCCGAGGCGUGGAUGAGCGAGCAGGAGCUGUACAUGAUGUCAGAGGAGAAGGCUAAGGACGAGCUGAGCGCCGUCACCAUGUUGAAGAAGCAUCAGAUCGUGGAGCUGGCGGUGGAGGACUACGCCGAGACCGUCCACCAGCUGUCCAAGACCAGCCGGGGACUGGUGUCCAACACACACCCAGAGAGUGAGCGGAUCAGCAUGCGUCAGUCUCAGGUGGACAAACUGUACGCCGGCCUGAAGGACCUGUCUGAGGAGAGGCGUGGCAAAUUGGACGAGAGGCUCCGCCUCUUCCAGUUGAACCGGGAGGUGGACGACCUGGAGCAGUGGGUGGCGGAGCGGGAGGUGGUGGCCGGGUCACAUGAGCUGGGACAGGACUACGAACACGUAACUAUGUUGCAGGAACGUUUCCGUGAGUUUGCCCGUGACACGGGGAACAUCGGUCAGGAGCGCGUGGACGCUGUGAACCGCCUGGCGGACGAGCUGAUCAACGCCGGGCACGGGGACGCUGCCACGGUGGCGGAGUGGAAGGACGGGCUGAACGAGGCCUGGGCCGACCUGCUGGAGCUCAUCGACACCAGGACGCAGAUCCUCGCCGCCUCCUUCGAGCUCCACAAGUUCUACAACGACGCCAAGGAGAUCCUGGGGCGCAUCGUGGACAAGCAGAAGAAGCUUCCGGAGGAGGUGGGACGAGACCAGAACACGGUGGAGACGCUGCAGAGGAUGCACACCACCUUCGAACACGACAUCCAGGCGCUGGGAACACAGGUGAGGACGCUGCAGGACGAUGCCGUCCGCCUCCAGUCAGCGUACGCGGGCGACAAAGCCGACGACAUCCAGCGCAGGGAGGGGGAGGUGCUGGAGGCCUGGAGGAGUCUGCUGGAGGCGUGUGACGGACGCCGGCUCCGCCUCCUCGACACCGGGGACAAGUUCAGGUUCUUCAGCAUGGUCCGAGACCUGAUGCUGUGGAUGGAGGACGUGAUCCGACUCAUCGAGGCCCAGGAGAAACCCAGAGACGUGUCGUCAGUGGAGCUGCUGAUGAACAACCACCAGGGCAUCAAGGCCGAGAUCGACGCCCGAAACGACAGCUUCACCGCCUGCAUCGAGCUGGGGAAGGCGCUGCUCGCCCGGAAGCACUACGCCGCCGAGGAGAUCAAAGAGAAGCUGCUGCAGCUGACGGACAAGAGGAAAGAGAUGAUUGACAAGUGGGAAGAUCGAUGGGAGUGGCUACGGCUUAUCCUGGAGGUGCACCAGUUCUCCCGGGAUGCGGGCGUGGCCGAGGCGUGGCUGCUGGGUCAGGAGCCCUACCUGUCGGGCAGGGAGAUGGGACAGAGCGUGGACGAGGUGGAGAAGCUCAUCAAACGCCACGAGGCCUUCGAGAAGUCCGCCGCCACCUGGGAGGAGAGGUUCUCUGCUCUGGAGCGCCUGACCACGUUGGAGCUGUUGGAGGUGCGGCGGCAGCAGGAAGAGGAGGAGCUUAGGAGGAGGCCGCCGUCUCCAGAGCCGCCGCUGAUCCAACAGGACGAGUCACAGCAGCACAGCGACGUCAUCGUUCAGAACGGCCUGAUGUCCGACCACGACUCCCCACGGGACGGAGAGGACGCUGGCGACCUGGUGAACGGGGUGGCCGAGCGGAGCUCCAAGGAGCCGAGUCCGACCCCGUCCCCGACCUCCGGCAGGAAGAGCAAGACCAGCCUGUCCUCCACGCUGCCGUCCAAACACCAGGAGGCCCCGCCCUCCCAGCUGGAGGGGCUCCUGCACCGCAAGCACGAGUGGGAGGGCCACAACAAGAAGGCGUCCAACAGGUCGUGGCACAACGUGUACUGUGUCAUCAAUAACCAGGAAAUCGGUUUCUACAAGGACACCAAGGCGGUGGCUCAGGGCGUCCCGUACCACAACGAGGUUCCCCUCAGCCUGAAGGAGGCCACCUGCGACGUGGCCUCGGAAUACAAGAAGAAGAAACAUGUCUUCAAACUCAGAGUGAACGAUGGAAAUGAGUUUCUGUUUCAAGCCAAAGAUGAGGAGGAGAUGAGCACCUGGAUCUCGGCCGUCCUGAGCUCCAGCGAGGCUCCAGGCUCUCUGCCCGGCACGCCGGCGUCCGGCCGGGCUCAGACGCUGCCGGCCGCCGUCACGCUCACCACCGAGUCGAGUCCCGGAAAGAGAGAGAAGGACAAGGAGAAGGAGAAAGAGAAGCGUUUCAGUCUCUUCAGCAAGAAGAAGCAGUAGAAGAAAAACCGGCAGCACUUUGGUGAAACUCCAUCGAUCUGAACUCGCUCUCAUGCUCGUCGUUUUCUCGCUUCUUUAAAAAUGAGUAAAUUCUCAUCAUCUGCAUCUGGAAACAGAAAGAACUGGAAUCUUCUCCCGAGUGCGUCUUCACAUCUUUCAGCUCCAGUUUGUUGUUCUUCAGAAAGUUCAGGAUCAAACGUUUCACCAAAGUGCAACGUCCUGUGUUUGUUUGUUUUCAGUUUAUUUUUUAUGUUUUUAACUAAAGAUCUUUGUUGUGAGGUCAUCUGUGAUGUCACUGGAGUCCGACGGCGGUUCAUAGUUACGAGUUUUCUGAACUGAGAGCACUUUGUUGAAUGUCAGCGAUGAACCGCUCUCGCUCAGCCUCUGUGACAUCAUCAGGGACCACGCCCAUAUUUCUUUUUGUCCAAAUUUUUCUUAUUUUUCUACUUUUUGAAACCAACUUCGUUAUUUCCUCAAUUUUGUGAGGUGUCGUCAAGACAACCUACAUUCUUCCCUAGCCAGUGAGAAGUUGGACCAGGAGUGAAUUUCAUUUUGAUUCUUUUGUUUUCUGUCACGCUUUCACCGUUUUCUAUUUGUCUUGAGAACAGCCAAUCACCUUCCAGGGGGCGUGUGCUGUAGACACUUGCAUGCUUCGUCAUUCUCAGAGCGUCGCCUGAAAACUCACUCGGAUCUAAAGUAUCUGGUUUCUGAAUCUUUUUCUUUGUCUUCGAUGUUUCUGAUGAUGAAGAUCAACAUGUAUAAUAAACACUAAAGCUUUGAUGUUCCAUGGUAAACGUGCGUGUGGUGCUGCGGACAGUAGGGGGCGGUACAGCGGGGGGGGCUGCUUUGCUUGUAGCUGCUCUUUGAUACUCGUGUUGCUCUGUCGCUGCUUGUCUAUCGUACCGAACAUGUAUGGAAGUUAGCGCCAUCUUACUGCACAAUCAGAAACUACAGUAUAUGAAUGAAGAAGCUGUUUCAAUAUUUAAACAGAUGUUAGAACAUUAAAGCUUUUCUCAUGUAUGAAACUGCACCUGUAACUUUAAAGCUCUCUCUCUCUCUCUCGCUCUCUCUCUCUCGCUCUCUGUGCGAUGUCAUUAAAGCCUUGAACUUUACACACCA